GCUGUGAGCAGCUGACAUCCCCCAGGAGUUACUCGUUCACACUGCUGCUGCUGCUUCCUCGCCCUGGGAUUUAAAAACCAUUUUCCAUCCAGGUGGAGCUCCACGGAUCUGCUGCCUUCAUUGACCACUGUGCAGAAGACCUGACAAGAUCCCAGUCUUUGGAAAACUUGGGUUUCUUUUUGCUUCUUUCCUCUGAGACAGACACAGUGCUCGCUGCCUUUUGUGCAUUUAAUGAUUGGGGAGGGAGGGGGUCCAUAGGAGCUCCAUGCAGACAGGUGAUGGGCGUUUCAGUGGAGAUCUAGAGCUGCCUCCUUGGGUCUGAUCAGUGCACAACAUGCGGACCAUGAGCCUCAUUGCCUGGUAAAGAUCAACCCAUCUGCAAAAAAAAAAAAAAAGGAAAGGGAGAAAAAGCAGGUUGGUCCUGGAGAACCCACUCAACCCCUCAAAACGUCCAGCAGAUCUACCACAUUUGGUGGGGUGUUGAUCCCCCUCUAAGGGAUGGUACUGACUCCCCCAGACACAGGAGCAGUUCUGCAGCUCCUACAUCAAGACAUUGCAUUGUCAUUCAGUAAUAAGUGCAGCAGAACGCAAUGACGAGCUGGGCUUGGAUUUUGCUUCUAGGCGUCUGCUACCUGUCUUCUUCAUUCUGCGAGGAAGCGGAGAUCCCUCCGGAGCUGAUCGAGAGACUGGCUCACAGUGAAAUCAACAGCAUCAGUGACCUACAGCGCCUCCUGGAGAUUGAUUCCGUAGGGUCUGAUGAUUUAUCAGGAGGAAACGUAAAAGCGCAGACACACAACUUCCAUCACAAUAAACAUGUUCAAGAGAAAAGGUCCGUACCUAUUCGCAGGAAGCGAAGCAUUGAAGAAGCUGUCCCUGCAGUCUGCAAAACAAGGACUGUUAUAUACGAGAUACCUCGUAGCCAAAUUGACCCAACAUCUGCAAACUUUCUGAUAUGGCCGCCUUGUGUGGAGGUGAAACGUUGCACAGGCUGCUGUAAUACCAGCAGUGUUAAAUGCCAACCAUCAAGAAUACACCACCGGAGUGUUAAGGUGGCAAAAGUAGAAUAUGUAAGGAAAAAACCUAAAUUAAAAGAAGUUCUGGUGAAAUUAGAGGAGCACCUGGAAUGCACUUGUACAGCAAAUUCUAAUUCAGAUUAUCGAGAAGAAGAAACUGGAAGGCCUAAGGAAACAGGUAAAAAACGGAAGCGAAAAAAACUAAAGCCUACCUAAUACUCAGCUGGAAAUUAUUUUCCUCGGCAGAUGUAAGGUGAAAUAAGCUAGAAACUUUCAUCUGGGACUUGGAUGUACACACUUUGUUACAUUCCUGAAUCUUCUACGUAUGGUGCUUUUAUAGACUUUUUUUUUUUUUUUUUUUUUUUUUUCUUUUUUUCUUUUUGUUCUCGUGUGGAAAGACAGGAUUAAAACAAAAACAUAAGGAAAAAAAGGUUCAAAGGACAUUCUGUGAGAACAAAGGAACAAUGUACAUUUGUUUUAAUGUGACAUCAAAGCAAGUAUUGUAGCACUCUUACAGAGAAGAGAGACUCUUCCCCUGUCUGAAAACUGCGACAACAAAACAAGAUGGCGGGAUGGAUGAAAGGAAGAUAGGUUUAAAAAUUUAAAAUACGGUGAACAUGGCAAGUGAAUGAGGACUUCAUAUCAAAGCAGUGGUGCUUUAUGUCAAGUGAUGUGCCUGCUAAUAUUGAUGAAGAUGGAUGGUCAUUGACAGACCACUGGCACAAGAAAAAGCCAGGAAUGUAUCAAAUGAACAAGUGUCUACGCAGAAGUUUUCAAUACAUAAAUCCUUGCUCCAUGAUGUUAAAGUCUUCACAUAAAAAAGAAAAAAAAACCUGGGAAGCCUUAAGAGGACUUUUUUUUUUUUUUUACUCUAUAGAGUAAUUAUUAUUAUACCAUGGGGUAAUUUAAUUAUGGCAGCACAGUCCUACCACUAGGAACUCACCUGCUCUAAUAUUGGUCAGUUAAUGAUUCUAAUAUCUAUUUGUGUCAUUUUGCAGCAGUUGAUCUUCAAAGUGUUGAAUUUUGUGCGUUUGCGUAUUUGCUCUUGCUUGCCAGAAAUAAAAACACAAAAAAGAAAAAAAAAACAACAACAAAAUGUUCACUCAUUUUGCCAACCUAAUAGGAUCUGGAAAAACAAUGUUAGUGUCAGUUAUUUACCCCAUAUCCCGCCUCUGGUUAAGAAGCGGAAGCUGCCUUUUUGUGGACCGAACUAGUACAACCCAUCAAUUCACAAUGAACUUGGGACCAGAUAAAGAAUCUUUGUGCCCAAUGUUUCUGAAAAACCACUUUUAUGUUCUGUAUGAAGAGUAUGAAUUCUGAUGAUGGUUCGAUCCACAAAAUGGCUACCUCCAAUUAAUGUAACAUCAAAUUCAUAGCAAUCUGGAAUUUUUUUUCUUGGGAGACUAUUGAGGAUUUUAUUGAUAUUUAUAUUUAAUUUGUUUUUGCUUGCUUUUUUUUUUUUUUUUAUAUCUUGCCGGUAGACAGAUAAUCUUAAGGUAGCCAUAAACAUUAGAUGAAUGUCAGCCGAACCCACCAAGACCAGACAACCAUCUAAUGUAUAUGGGGUCUUCUAGACUUUCCCCUGACUGCAGAUAUUGGGAUAAAGAAGUUUUAGGCAGUUGGACUUCAACAUGCCUGAUUUAUUUUGUUCGAGGGAGAUAAGCUGCCACUAGAGAUGUCUACCAGUGGCUCAUUCCCAACUCCACAUUAAGAAUAAGGACAAACUGAACGAGCAGUAUCUGAACUGUAUUGGUAGCCUUUUUCCCCCUUUAUUCGGCCAUUUUUAACUAACUUAGUUUUCGGAAUUGGAGGCAGUUAUAAAUCUACUACAAAGGCAAAGAAGUCGGCCUAUAAAAAAAAUUUGGUUAAAGUGUCAAGGGGUUUUCCAGAAGUACAAUAUUGAUUUAUCUAUUCUCAGGAUAUUUCAUCAGUAGGGGUCCAACUCCCAGCACCCCUGCCGAUUAGCUGUUAAGCCGUGGCGCUCUGCUGUGGCUUCUUCCUAGGCCACUGAUGUCACAUUCAUUGGUCACAUGGCCUAUGCGCAGCUCACACCCACGCUAAAAUGGUGUAGAAAAGCGAUCAGAGCAGAAACCUGAAUGAAAAUAUCCUGUAUAAUUGUUGAGGAGGUGGUUAACCAUGGUAGGCCCACAAACCCAAUUGGAUCUGUUGCAGGAUCAAACACACUUAUAACAGCAAACUAAAUUUUAAGUGUAUCCAUCUAUUUAAUUUACCCCUACUUUUGACAUGACAUGUUGGUACAUUGUAGGUGUAGUUACAAACACUGCAUAGGUACAGUGAUAUAUGCCUGUUCCAAUUAAUUUGAUCUUAUGGCAAUUUUAAUAUAUAAAAUAACUGAAAAGAACCCACCUCCCCGCUAUGACUUCAUAGUAGCGCCCACCCCGGUAUUCAAGCUAAUAAACGGCAUUCAAUUAUAAAAGGGAAAAAAACAAAUCUCUCCAGUCCAUGCCUCAUUGAAUUUCCUUUUCAUUGUGUCUGCAUAAUUUAAAUUAAAAAUAAAAUAUUUGUAUGUUAAUAAAUCAUGGGAUAUCUGUGCAAACGUUAGAUUUGUGCCAGUUGCCUAUUAAUGCUAAUAUUUUAUUUUCUAUAUUUCUAUUUUAUUUUUUAUUUUUUUUGCUAUUUUAUUUUUCACACACACAACACUUUCACAUUUGUCCGUGUGUGAAAAGGACAUUUUAUUCUUGUAACUGCAUUGUACAGUGUCACAGUAGCAAGAGAAAUAUUUGCUACGUGUAUUUGAACAAAUCCUAAAUUCUUUAUUUUUGGUAAAAAAAAAAAAAAAUCUAUGUAUGCUUAUGUGUAUUCAGAAAUGUGUUCUUUUUUUUGUAAAGUUGAAGUUUGUAUUUUUAUCUAAAAUUAACAUUUUUAUAUGAGUACGAAAAGCCUACUAUGUUUUCUUGAACCAAAAAAAAAAAAUAAUGCAUUGUGUGGUCAUAUUUUUGUAGCACCAUAUCAUACAAAUAAUUAGCUAUAUCUGUUGCAUAGAAGUGUUCUAGCACUUGGUUUACGAUAUCCUAUAUUCUACUGCUGCUGUUAAAGUAAAUGUAUAUCUAGUGAGAGUCCAUUCCCCAAUAUGUCAAUCUGUUGAGUGGCUGAAAAAGAAAUUCUCACGGAGGCUGCCGAGUCUUUGCCCAUUUGGUCAUACAUUCUGCUUUAUUCUUUGAACCUUCAUGUACUGUAUUAUUGAAAAAUGUUUGGAAAUCUACCCAAAAUCCUCAUUUAUAAUUUUCAUAAAUUCAUAAUUAUUUUUUUUUUUUGUCAUUUUUAUUUUUUAUAUUGCUCCCCAUUUUGACUAGGCAGUUGGUUCUCAUUUGCAUCCUUAUAAAACCAGUUAAAACUUUUUUUCAUAUUUUGAUUUAUUAUUAAAUAAGUUUAAAAAGUUAUGCCGCUACAAUACACACAUUAAACUGUGGCCCAUUGAAUCCCUGCAGUACUUGUACACAUAUCAUUGCAUUCGACAAUUAGAAAGAUGUAGGGCUGUUUGGCUGCAGGCAAAAAAUCCCAUUGUAAGUAUUUCACAAGUUAGCAAAACCUUUCCAAUAAAGUAUUAAAUGUGUUUAGUGUUGGCUGCCUGCCAUGUUCUGUUUUAUGAAAUGGGAAUGUCCCUCUAAUAAAUCUGUUUAGAAGAAUCGAUCUUCUUUUUGUAGGCUUCCUCUUGAAGAUGGUUUCUCUAACCUAGAGCCUUUAGUGGACCUCUACCUUGUUUGUUUUCCCCCAGAAUCAGAACUUAUGUCCCAUCCACAAAAUGAAGUGGUGGUUGAGUAUGCGUUCUUCCACUCCACUCAAAUGGGGGACCCACCAGUGGGAACCUCAGCGGUCAGACACCUAUUUCAUAUCCUGUGGAGCCCUGUACUUGGCUAUCUCCCUCAGUCCCACAGACUUUAAAUGGAGUAGCAGCACGCAUGCUCAACCACCGCUCCACACAGGUCACCCAUUCUCAAGGUCAGUGGGUGUUCCAUUGAUAGGACUCUCUGUGAUCAGAUGUUUAUCCCCUACCUAUGGAUAGUGGAUAUGUUUCGAUUCUAGGAAAAGCCCUAAAUAUACUAGACUGUACUCUACAGUUAGGGCUCAUGCACACCAUCCUGUUACUCCUCCCUACAACCUCAGUCGUGCAUCAUGACAUGCUCCAUUGUAUGCUUCCUUAUGAAGCGGUGCUUCUCGGGUAGACUAUUUCCAUAAUGUGGCACUAUAUGAAGUGCCUAUGGCUACAGAACCGCAGAAACUCUGUGCCUCUGUAUAAGCAUGAGGCCUUAUUCAGUCUUUUUUGUUUUGUGCAUUUUUUUGGUAGUUCCAUGAAAUUUCUAGUUUUUAGACUGUCGUCAUGAGUUACGAUGAACAAUCAUUAUAAUUUGGAAGGGAACUUUUCCUACUAAGGCACAAUCUUGUAUAUGUGGGUACAUUAUUGGCAUUUGACUAGUAAUUCCCAACAUUUUCACCAUGGCGGACCCCUGAAAAAUUGUUUUCUUACUAAGGAACCCCCUUCCUGGCAGCUCUUGCUGUUGCCAAUUUCCAGGAAGCCCUGCUAGGCAAAGACUGCUUUAAUUAUCAACAAAAACGUGUUCUAUCGGAGCAAGGGUGGGAAAACUACUGCGGCCUGAAUUCAAAAUGGUUGCCACCUCCAUGAACCAUAGCACCGAUCAGCGCUACAGAUUUCAGUUAACCAUUAAAUACCAUUAUAAUAGAUUGCUUCUGGGGAAACUUCAUUAUGAAAUUGGAAGGAAAAUACAUUCUUUGGAAUACAUUCCCGUUAAUUUGUGAUGGUUUAGAU
Messenger RNA from Bufo bufo (common toad), 5799 nucleotides. RefSeq names its product platelet derived growth factor subunit A (gene PDGFA). The record is from RefSeq and is a predicted model, not a curated record. The transcript has 7 exons. Gene Ontology annotation, molecular function: growth factor activity; platelet-derived growth factor receptor binding. The coding region runs from base 591 to 1229 and encodes 212 amino acids. Gene Ontology annotation, biological process: positive regulation of ERK1 and ERK2 cascade; positive regulation of protein autophosphorylation; positive regulation of cell population proliferation. Gene Ontology annotation, cellular component: membrane. Lineage: Eukaryota; Metazoa; Chordata; Amphibia; Anura; Bufonidae.